ACAGACACUUGGAUGUCAUCAGAGUUGACAGAAGAUUCAUUUAAAACAAUUAUACCGGAGAUUACUGUUCAGAAUGUUACCCAAAGAGUUGCUACAGUAAUUGAGGCUCCAUUUGUGAUGAAGAUAAAGCAAAACAGAAAUGGAAUGCCCCCUGUUGGACCUAACUUGGAUUUGGAAGGCUAUUGUAUUGAUCUUAUUGAAGCCUUGGCUCGCAGUGAACAGUUUGAGUACCAGGUCUAUGUAUCAAAGGACUAUGGUGAUAAGAAUGAAACAGAUGGAACAUGGAAUGGCAUUAUAGGCCAGCUUAUAAAUAAGGAACGAGACAUUGCAGUAGCGCCCCUGACUAUCACCGAAGACAGAGAAAGAGUGGUUGAUUUUUCCAAACCCUUCAUGAACACCGGCAUCUCUAUUAUGAUUAAAAAGCCGGAUAAGACGAAACCUGGUGUAUUUUCCUUCAUGGAUCCACUAGACAGUAGUGUCUGGUAUUGUAUUGCAAUCGGAUUCUUAGCUGUCAGCUUUGUUCUAUAUUUUGUCGGGCGCUUCAGCCCCUAUGAAUGGAAUGUUGUUGAGGAUUCUAAAGAAAGAAGAGCAACGACCAUAUUCUCUAUUUCCAACACACUCUGGUUUUCUCUAGGUGCUCUUAUGCAGCAAGGAUCUGAUAUAUCCCCAAGAUCCUUCUCAGGCCGUGUCAUCGGAUCUGCCUGGUGGUUUUUUACUCUAAUUAUAAUAUCUUCUUACACUGCUAAUCUUGCUGCUUUUCUCACCAUUGAGAAGCUGGUGGUCACGAUUGAAUCGGCAGAUGAUCUUGUUGGAAACCCGACCAUUAAAUACGGUACCAAAAAAACAGGGACAUCAUGGAAGUUUUUUGAGAAAUCCACAAUUGAAACAUUUGUGAGGAUGAAGAAAGAGAUGCUAGAAAACGCUGACGAAGUUCUGUUUACGGAUUAUCACCAGGGUGUUAAAAAGGUCAGGGAGUCGAAAGGUACAUACGCCUUUUUGCUUGAGUCAGCAAUGAAUAUUUACUAUGGACAGCAAGAACCUUGCGACACGAUGAUGGUUGGAGAUACUUUAGACACUAAAGGUUAUGGUGUCGCCACUUAUCUCAACUACCCUCUGAGGCACAAUAUCAAUAUUGCAGUCUUGACGAUGAAGGAGAAAGGUGAACUAAUCAAACUAAAACAGAAGUGGUGGUUUGAUAAAGGACAGUGUGGAGACCAAAGCGCUAGCAAGGAGACCACUGGGACCCAGAGUGCUUUAACUUUAAGCAAUGUUUCCGGAAUUUUCCAUAUAUUGAUUGGGGGAUUGGUUCUUUCGAUGAUUACGUCAUCUCUCGAGUACUUCAUACACAGAAAAUGCAGUGUCUGGAAAAGAAACAUUUCACAAAAACGUUACGACUUGCCAGUUCCACCGCCACCCCCACCAUCUCGAAGUGCUUGUUCCAGUUCUAAGAGUAAAUUCCCUGAUACUGGUCUAGCAUGGGAAAAUGGUUUUACGUCUGAUUUAGGGCCGUCUAAUGAACAAGAGAACCUCAUGCCUGGCGACUCUGAAGAAAACAAAAGGGAGAUGUCAUGA
Candidula unifasciata is the source of this 1572-nucleotide messenger RNA. The record is from the annotation of a GenBank genome assembly. NCBI's taxonomy places the organism in Eukaryota, Metazoa, Mollusca, Gastropoda, Stylommatophora, Geomitridae.